This is a messenger RNA of Vitis riparia (riverbank grape), 1515 nucleotides long. RefSeq names its product diacylglycerol O-acyltransferase 2D-like. Bases 313 to 1326 code for a protein of 337 amino acids. The transcript has 9 exons. Gene Ontology annotation, molecular function: diacylglycerol O-acyltransferase activity. Gene Ontology annotation, biological process: triglyceride biosynthetic process. Lineage: Eukaryota; Viridiplantae; Streptophyta; Magnoliopsida; Vitales; Vitaceae. Gene Ontology annotation, cellular component: endoplasmic reticulum membrane. The record is from RefSeq and is a predicted model, not a curated record.
UAUGAAAAAUCCAAAGAGAUUUCUAGAGCUUCUAACUGCAUGGGAGAAAGGAAUGAGGGGAGGUUUUGGGAUUCUUGAAUGGAAAUAGGUAUGAUUUUGGUGAAGUUGCGUCAGCCAUCAGUUAUGACUUAUGACUGAAUGAAGUGGAGAGAAACAACUGGGAGGAGAGUUUAUGGCGUCUUAAAUAAUUGAUUGCCUGAAGACCCAUGGACGAUGUAACAGAUGGCGAUGGUGCUCAAGAAGCGUUGAUAAUAUAUUUUAUAGGCUUCUAGCGGAGCGAAUAAGAUUUGUGUCUGGGCAUCGGAAAACAGUAUGUCUGGGAAGAUGGGAAAGGGGAUGGAGGAGAGGAAGGAGCAGUGGGGGAGCAGCGGCAGUGUAGAGGAAACACUGACGGUAUUCCAGGGAAGAGAGGACGAUUCCCUAAUCCACUCUAUAGCGGCUCUCACCAUAUGGUUAGGGGCCAUCCAUUUCGUCGUCGCUUUGGUCCUUACGGCCUUGCUAUUCCUUCCGCUUUCCCUGGCCCUCACGGUUUUUGGGUUGCUUUUAGUCUUUAUGGUGAUUCCAAUUGAUGAAAGGAGCAAAUAUGGGAGAAAACUAUCCAGGUAUAUCUGUAAGCAUGCUUGCGGUUAUUUUCCGGUGACUCUAUAUGUGGAGGAUAUAAAAGCGUUCGACCCCAAUCGCGCCUAUGUAUUUGGUUAUGAGCCACAUUCAGUUCUGCCAAUUGGUGUUGUUGCACUUGCCGACCUUACAGGUUUCCUGCCUCUCUCAAAAAUUAAAGUCCUUGCAAGUAGUGCUGUGUUCUACGUGCCAUUCCUGCGGCAUAUAUGGACUUGGUUGGGUCUUACACCUGCAACAAAGAAAAAUUUUACCUCCCUCUUGGCAUCUGGUUAUAGUUGCAUCAUAGUGCCAGGUGGAGUGCAAGAGCCAUGUCUUAUGGAGCACGGUUGUGAGGUUGCCUUCCUCAAGUCGAGAAAAGGAUUUGUUCGCAUAGCCAUGGAGAUGGGACGGCCCUUGGUUCCAGUUUUCUGCUUUGGUCAGUCUCACGUCUAUAAGUGGUGGAAACCUGGUGGGAACUUGUACCUGCAAUUUUCUAGAGCUAUCAAGUUUACCCCCAUUUUCUUUUGGGGAAUAUUUGGAUCUCCUUUACCCUACCGACAUCCAAUGGAUGUGGUGGUGGGUAGACCGAUUGAGGUUAAGAAAAAUGCGCAACCUACUGUGGAAGAGGUCAUUGAAGUACAUGGUCAGUUUGUUGAGGCACUUACUGAUCUAUUUGAAAAGCACAAAGCAAGAGUUGGCCAUGCCGAUCUUCAGUUAAAAAUUCUUUGAACAGAUGCCAAGACGUGCAUUGUGGAUCUCACUUGUUCAUCCACAUCUCAUCUCUUUUUAUGUAAUGAUAUCCCUUGUUUGAUUUUAUUUAUUAAUGAAAUUGAAGCUCAAAACUAUGUGAGUUAAAGCAUGCUUUUGGAAAUUCCCAUUUUGACAAUACACAAGUAGCAGCUUCUUUGCAGGCAUAAA